AUUUGACAGCACGACAGAUUGUGAGGGGGGCUAGCAAUCACAUGUUCGAAGUUGUAUGUCGGUUUUUAUAGCAUGACAGAACUUACAUUUGGUCUAACUAUUGUCCGACAUGGAGAAACACAGUACAAUAAAGACGGCUUUCUACAAGGCCAGGGUAUAGAUUCUCCCUUGUCUGAGAUAGGGCUGCGGCAGGCAGAGGCGGCAGGCCUGUACCUGAAAGAUGUCGAGUUCACCAACGUCUUUGUCAGUGACAUGCUGCGGGCUCAGCAGACUGCUGAAACAAUAAUGAAACACAACAGUAGUUGCUGUGGUCUAGAAAUGGUGUGUGACCCUUCACUUAAGGAGAGGAGCUUUGGGAUUGCAGAGGGGCGACCAGUGCAGGACAUGAGGGACAUGGCCAAGGCAGCUGGUCAGUCGUGUCAAGAUUUCACCCCCCCAAAGGGGGAGAGUCAAGAGCAGGUGAAGGAGCGGGUCAAAGAGUUCCUACAACUCAUGUUCCAGCGAAUGGCCGCCGACCACUUGCAUGACAAGGGGCAGAAUGAAACCUCCACAUCUGCUGAACCAGAAAUGUCUCCUUUGGAGGGGAAGGCGGACGAUGGGGUCAAGAGCAUCCCUGUCCAUGCCCUGGUGGUCAGCCACGGGGCCCUCAUACGCGUGACGUUGCGCUACUUUGUGGAGGAGCUGCAGUGUCCCCUACCGCUGGGUUCCGAUGAAGCACAUAUGUUCUCCUUGUGUCCCAACACGGGCCUAUGCCGGUUUGUGUUAACUGUGAAGAAAGAGGGAGACAUGGUCAAGUUCUCCAGGAUCCACUCUGUGUUUGUUCACAGGGGAGACCAUGUUAAAGAAUAGGUGUAGAUGGAGCUAGGGGGUCAUAUAAGACUGUGAUGAGCAGUUGAAGAGGAGGAGAAGGAAGUUUGAGGUGGAAAAUGGACAGUUAUGCAGACUCGUCAGUGAAAUGAAGUUUACAGUCAAUGCAAAAGUUUAUCUGUAUUUAUUUGUCUGAUUUUGAAUUUACGCAUGACAGUGGUAAUUGUACCAUACUUUGUUUUGCUCAGGUAUUUAUACCACUUGUCCAUAAGCCAUAUAAAAUAUCCAAAUUGUCAAUUUAAUUUUUUUUUUUUGCCAUUCCAUGUAUACACACACCAAGUAGUCAAAUUUUUUUAUCCAUUGGAUACAUUAUCAAAUCACAAAAUGUAGUUAAUGACAGAAAACACUGGAUUACUAUGUUCUUUGUACAAUCAAAGGGCAAUAUUUAAGAAUAACUGUUGCCUCUUUAAAAGAUGAACAAUAAACUUUGCUGAGAAUUAA
Molecule: messenger RNA, 1308 nt
Organism: Lampris incognitus (smalleye Pacific opah)
Lineage: Eukaryota; Metazoa; Chordata; Actinopteri; Lampriformes; Lampridae
Gene: tigara
Product: TP53 induced glycolysis regulatory phosphatase a
Exons: 6
Coding region: 73-849 (258 amino acids)
Biological process (GO): fructose 2,6-bisphosphate metabolic process; regulation of pentose-phosphate shunt; negative regulation of glycolytic process
Cellular component (GO): cytosol
Molecular function (GO): fructose-2,6-bisphosphate 2-phosphatase activity
Source: RefSeq, a predicted model, not a curated record